AUGACGCGCACGACCAUGCAGUUCUGCGUCUUCCUCCCGAAAGAGGCAACCGACGCUGCGAAAGUCCCGGCGAUCUAUUACCUGGCGGGCCUCACAUGCAACGAAGAGCUCAUGCAGAUCAAGGGCGGUGCCCAACGCAUGGCCGCGAAGCGUGGCGUUGCGCUUAUUACGCCCGACACGAGUCCUCGUGGCAUCAGCAUUGAAGGCGACAGUGAUAACUGGGACUUUGGCACGGGCGCGGGGUUUUAUGUGGACGCUAAGGAGCCCAAGUGGGCUGAAAACUACAACAUGUAUUCGUACGUGACGAAGGAGUUGCCGGGCUCUCACAAGCAACUGCUGCCGGAAGCCUUCGAGGCGGCAUGCCAGAAGGUCGGUCAGCCGUUGACGUUGCGCAUGCAGGACGGCUAUGACCACGGCUACUACUUCGUUUCGUCGUUCAUGGAAGACCACAUCAACCACCACGCGGACGUGCUCCUCACGACGGUCUAA
Saprolegnia parasitica CBS 223.65 is the source of this 489-nucleotide messenger RNA. RefSeq lists its product as hypothetical. Gene Ontology annotation, cellular component: cytosol. Gene Ontology annotation, biological process: formaldehyde catabolic process. Lineage: Eukaryota; Oomycota; Saprolegniomycetes; Saprolegniales; Saprolegniaceae. Gene Ontology annotation, molecular function: S-formylglutathione hydrolase activity. Bases 1 to 489 code for a protein of 162 amino acids. The transcript has 6 exons. The record is from RefSeq and is a predicted model, not a curated record.